This is a messenger RNA of Psylliodes chrysocephalus, 1584 nucleotides long. NCBI's taxonomy places the organism in Eukaryota, Metazoa, Arthropoda, Insecta, Coleoptera, Chrysomelidae. The record is from the annotation of a GenBank genome assembly.
AUGGAUUUUGGAUUAAAAGUUGGUGAUUUAGUAUGGGCCAAAAUGGUGUCAUUUUCUCCUUGGCCAGCUCGUAUUGUCCAACCCGGCCCAAGCACUCCGAAGAAAACUGGAAGAAAGGAAUGCCAAUGGGUAUAUUUUUUCGGCAGCAAAAAUUAUGCUUGGAUCGAAAACAACAAUAUCAAACCUUAUGCAGACUUCAAAGAAAAAUUUUAUGAUUGCAACAAUACAGCCUUAUUUAAGAAAGCUAUAAGUGAAAUUGAAGAAUUUAUAAGCAAACUUGCUGAAGAUCCAAAUUAUGAAUUGCCGAAUUUUGAUUUGCCAGUGCCUACGUCUAGUUCUACUACCACCAACAAUACUUCAACCACGAGCAGCAAAAAAUCUAAGACGCCUUCGAAAGAAAAAGAAAAGGAGGAUCCUGAUAAAAAGUUCAAUAAGCUUAUUUCUCCAAAAAAAACUAAGAAGGCUGCUCCAGUAAAAAGAGAAAAUUCAGAUGCUGGUUCAACUAGAAGUUCUGCUCGUGCACCAAAAAGAUCAAGAACAUCUCCUCGUUUGGAAGAGAAUGGAAUCGGCGAUCUUGGUACUGAAAUUCUUAACAGACCUUCAAUUUUGGACGCACCAGAAUCACCUACCCUCAACUUAAAUUCAAUUUCGGAACUGUUGAAUACUAAAGACAUCUUAGCUUCGAAGCUGACUUUUGGAUUCAUUGGAUUAGGAACAAUUGGAAGCGGUAUCGUCAAGAACUUAAUCAAUUCUGGACACAAAGUGAACCUCUUUAAUAGGACAAUGAAAAAGUGCGAAGACUUCAAAGCACAGGCAGAAAACGACGUCAACAAAGCAGGCCUCGUCAACACAUACAUAGCGCCAUGUGAUGUCAUGCAAAAUUCUGAUAUCACUUUUAAUUGCGUUUCUGAUCCUUAUAACGCUAAAGAGAAUCUUGUCGGCAACUGUGGAAUAACCAAAGUUGGAGAUAGUUUUCACGGGAAAGGUUACGUCGAAAUGACCAGCAUUGACCCGCAAUCAUCAAAAGAUAUGUGCGAAAUAAUCAAAAGCAAAGGUGGUCGUUAUUUGGAAGCGCAAGUGCAAGGAUCCAAAAAUGAAGCGGACGAAGGAAGCCUCGUAGUGUUAACUGCUGGAGAUAAAUCAUUAUUUGUAGAUUGCCAGUCGUGCUUUAAAGCGAUGGGAAAAACUGCAUUCUUCUUGGGAGACGUUGGAUAUGCUACAAAAACAAAUCUGAUCUUACAACUCAUGAAAGGAGUCGCUUUAGUUGGCAUGGCGGAAGGAUUGGCAUUAGCAGACAGAUGCGGUAUUUCUUCAAAAGACGUCCUCAACAUAUUCAAUUUGACCAAUUUAGCGUGCGGAUAUUUAAGCAACAAAGCGGAGCUGAUAGUAAAAAAAGAAUUCAAACAUGUCGAACAAGCUAUCAAACAUAUGCAAAAAGAUAUGCAGCUCGCAUUGGACCUAUCUGACCAAUUAAAACAACCUCUAUUGAUGACGUCGACGGCCAACGAGGUAUACAAGCACGCCAGGAGGUUGGGAUACGAUGAACAUGACGCUGCUUGCGUAUAUAUGAGGACGAGGCAUUAA